This is a messenger RNA of Zerene cesonia (dogface butterfly), 1246 nucleotides long. Its product is annotated as homeobox protein Hox-A1-like. The coding region runs from base 287 to 1246 and encodes 319 amino acids. The transcript is spliced from 2 exons. The record is from RefSeq and is a predicted model, not a curated record. Lineage: Eukaryota; Metazoa; Arthropoda; Insecta; Lepidoptera; Pieridae. Gene Ontology annotation, cellular component: nucleus. Gene Ontology annotation, molecular function: RNA polymerase II cis-regulatory region sequence-specific DNA binding; DNA-binding transcription factor activity, RNA polymerase II-specific. Gene Ontology annotation, biological process: regulation of transcription by RNA polymerase II.
CAACGUGUAGAAUGUUAUAACGUAUAACAAACACACCUUACCCGUGAAACGCGUCUUGAAAAAUCACGUUUCUUAUCCGCUUAUCAGCGUUGCAUCACUAGAUAUAUCCGUCCCUCUCUCCGGCGCCCGGGCCGCGUGCUAGAAGAAGAGGGAAGAUUAAUUUUCGGUGCGGUUAAUAAGUCGCGUUCAGUAUUCGUGUCACCUGACGCGCAGGCGGACGGCGCCCGGCAGCACGCCAUCGGGGCAGUAGUGAUGUGUGUGAUGUAAGUCGGCAUCGAUAGCAAACAUGAUGACUAUGGACGUCGGGAUGUACAACAACCAGAAUGGCUAUAACGCGGAGUACUACCAGCAGGGGGCGGGCUACCAGCCGCCGUACGAGGGCUACCACGAGGGCUACUACGAGCCGGCGCACUACUUCGAGCCGGCGCCGCAGCCGCCGCACGAGCCGGCGCCGGUCAUCAGCACGGACACGGGGCUCUGCUACACGAACCUGGACUACGGCGAGCUGCAGCAGAGCUACCCGAUACAGCCGCUCCCCCCACACCCGGACGCGUUCAAGCACAGAGAGGAACUCCCGCGGCACGACGAGAUGCUGCACGAGCACAAAAUAGACAACCACUACCUAGAGACAAAGUACAAUAUGCAUUUUGUGGAUGAUUCCAUGCAGUACAGCCACGGCUCGCCGCUGCCGUGCGGGGAGUUCGAGGUGCCGUACGUCCCCAAGGAGGAGUUCGGGGGGAUGAGGGAGUUCCCGCGGGAGGGGGAGAUGCACCACGUGGGCCACCAGCCGCACCCGCAGCACGCUGUGCCUACGUAUAAGUGGAUGCAAGUUAAAAGGAAUGUGCCUAAACCGUCAGCGCCAAAGCUGAUGAUACCUCCAGCGGACUUCGUGAACCAGGGCGUGCUGGGAAGUCCACAGGACGGAAUCCGCACCCCCACAGGCAGCCAGAUGCUGGCCAACCCCCUCCUCAACCUCAACAACACCGGCCGAACCAAUUUCACCAACAAACAGCUGACGGAACUAGAGAAAGAAUUCCAUUUCAACAAGUACCUCACGAGGGCGAGGAGGAUAGAGAUCGCGUCAGCCCUGCAGCUCAACGAGACUCAAGUCAAAAUAUGGUUUCAAAACAGAAGGAUGAAACAAAAGAAGAGGAUCAAGGAGGGCCUCAUAGUAGCGCCCGACGUGGCCGCGUCCACGUCGCACUCCGGCAUCGGCUCCAAUGAAAACAGUCGCGAAUCUAGUUAG